AUGGCAGGCUUAUCCGGAUACAGGGCGGACAGCCCCAUCUCCACCACGAUUGAAGUCGACGAUUAUGAUGAAUACAACGACAAGGACGAUCCGAAACGCCGCAUCUCAAACAUCACAACGACUUCGGUAUCUUCCUUUCCCGACUCGGCUUGGCCCUCUGAGUCUGAUGUACCUGGACCCUUUUACUCGACCUCGAAAUCUCGACCUGCCUAUCGUGUGGGAAGCCUCCGCCGCUCACCUUUGCCUGAACGCCUGUCGCCAUCCUCGUUGCGACCCCCAAGACACACAUCUCAUCGUCCGAGAAGUAGAGGCGAAGGUGGCCGCCCUAGAAGUAGGGGGGAAGAUGGCCGUCCUAGAAGUAGAGGGGAAGAUGUUGCUCAUCACGACACUCAACAAGAGACACCCGCUCCUUUAGUCCUACUGCACGUCACAGUGUUGCCUCCACGUCUACCUUGGAGCCGCACUGUCCUCGAUGCAAUGUUGCCUCCAGAGCUCAAAAGACAGUUUGGAGUGCUACGAGCAGUAACUUCGGGACUGGUGGCACAAAGAGGCAUUCUCAUCGCUCACCCAAGAGAAGAGUUUGAGCUGUUGGAAGAAAGCGUGCUCGAGGCAUUGGACCUACUUCCCGAGCGCAUCGGCUACGACGGACAGUACAGACCCCGAACGCCAAACACAGUCACGGAAGGCGAGGCAGACGAUGAGGAGACGGAGAUGUCGAUUUGCAAUACCUGUCAACGAGUUCAUGUUGGCGAUGCUUGGUAUACGAGAGUCUAUGCUGCCAAUGGUCUCAUGCGUGCUGGCGCUUGGAGUGCGUGUUUUUCUGAGAUGGAGAGAGUUGACUGCGAAGUUCGACCUUGCAUCUCGGAGCAUAUCUGCCGAAGACUCGAUGAGAUGCAGUUGGCCGAGGACAUUGCUAACGAGAGAGGAGGUCACGAUCUUGCUACUCAGUCGAGACACGAACUACAACCCGCCGAGAAACCGAAGCAACGGUUGCAAUCUCAAAUCAUGGCGCCAGACCAAGGACCAACAGCGGUGACUACAGAUACGCAGCACAACCUGAAAACCCAGUCAAAGUCAUUCACUAUUGUCACACCUGCAUCUGCCCCAUAUUACGACCUUCCCACCAUCUACCAGGCCAAAGAUGUUCCCCUGAGUCUCCUCUUGCGCAACUACCUCUACCUUGUGUUUCGCGAUCGUCGAAACCUCGCCAUCUUCUUCCUUGCCCUGACAUUAUUAGCAUCUACCUUCUAUGGCAUGCUUGCUCCACAAGACUUUGUUACAAACGAGGUUAGCCUGUCAACAAGCCAGGUGCAAGCAGUCAACGAGCCCUCAAUCCCACCGGCUUCAGUGCCCCCGAUAGAUGUAGGCCAUGGAAAAAGACAUCCGAUGUGGAGGAAGGAUGAUCCUGAGCCGCAAGAUAAGACUGAACACGUGGAGCUCUCUAUCUCUGGCAAGAUGUCAGAUAGGGAACGAUAUGUUGAACUUAUGCCCAGAGGUGUUGCCAAAGAUCCAGCGAUCCAAGCCGUCGCUAUUGCAAUUGCGAGUGUAGCUGUCACGGGCCUGCACACUUCCACUGAUGUUGGUCUUCUCCCAUUGCAGACCUCCGCCUUCUCAUCGGCUCCAGUGUUUCUACCACUGCUUCAAGAGCCCGGUCAGUGCCGCCCAGACGACUGGAAGUCUUGA
Molecule: messenger RNA, 1683 nt
Organism: Aureobasidium vineae
Lineage: Eukaryota; Fungi; Ascomycota; Dothideomycetes; Dothideales; Saccotheciaceae
Source: the annotation of a GenBank genome assembly